This is a messenger RNA of Fonticula alba, 1713 nucleotides long. RefSeq lists its product as hypothetical. The transcript is spliced from 7 exons. Bases 1 to 1713 code for a protein of 570 amino acids. The record is from RefSeq and is a predicted model, not a curated record. Gene Ontology annotation, molecular function: protein binding. NCBI's taxonomy places the organism in Eukaryota, Rotosphaerida, Fonticulaceae.
AUGUCCGGGCCGUUGUGCAGUUCGAGCUCGCGCCCGGCCUACCAGUCAUUCGCUCAGGGUGCUGCAGCGGCGACCGCCGAAAGUUCGCUUCUGGCCCUUCAAGCACAACAGCAUCCGGCGUCGAAGGAUGUCUCCCGUCCGACUUUGAUCGGAGGCGACCCUCGCCCCGCCGCUCCCAUCUUUGAAUCUGGGCCAGUGGCCAGCGUUUCGGCUCGGCCGAUUGCCGCUGAUCUCGCCGUCGAGUCCUUUGCGGAGCGCUUGAACCUCGGAGAAGCCAAUUCGCAAGCCCAUUCGGCCCCCGCUGAGCUUCUCACCUCGAAGACCGCCCCGGAGCUCCUGGGCCCCGUUGACCCUCGGUACCAGAUCCCCCCCCAGCACUUGGCCGCCCUCGUUCCUGGCCCUCAUCACGCGUCUCAACUGCCACUGGCCAUCGGAUCGUCCGUGCCCCCGGAGCUUCUCCAGACCCAUCUCCGCAUGCUUCAGGCACACCAGGCCCAGGAGGCGGCCAUGGCCCGAUACCUCGAGGUCCCGGCAAACCCCGCCGAUAUCACGACUCUCCUUCAUGGGCCAGACUCUGAGGUAAUGGACGAGGACGAUUUUGAUCCCCGAGUUUUCGACGCCGAGCUCGACGGAGCCUUCCACAUGAUAAACAAUGCCCACCUCGGUGAGGACAGCGACUCGCAAUCGGUCACCGAUUGGGAUGCUUUCGGGGAAGAUCUCGACCCCGAGAUCUACGGCCAAAUGUUCUCCAUGGAUGGACUCGCGGCGCUUGCCGGUGGGCGGCCACUCGAGUCGUUGCAGCCCACCGCACCGACCCUUGACUCGACAUCCAUCUUCUCCGAGCCUCCAAACAGCUAUCUCUUCGAUUCACGCAACCCAUUCCUCGAGGAGGGGGCUCAUCAGGCUGAAACUGCGCGUGGGGCCUACCAGCGAGCUUUGCAGUUGAAGCGCGAGGGGAAUCUCAGUGAUGCCACACUGGCCUUCGAAGCGGCGGUGUCCCUGCUGCGUCGGGAGAUGGAGCAGACGAACGAUCAUUCAGCCAGCUCAACCAUCCGCCUGGCCUGGUACUGGACGAGCCUCGGCAUCUGUCAUGCCGACAAUGAGAAGGACCAGCCGUCACGCAGUGCGCUUGAAAUUGCCUCCACCUUCGUUUGUCAAUCGCCGCUCGUCAAUUCGGUCCCGGAGCAGUCGAGCAUCCCCAUCGGCUGGGCGCUCGCGGGGCUGCCUCUCAUCAUCUCCUAUGUAAACAGCGACAGCUUUGACCUCGCGUACAUGGCCUCCACCAAAUGGGCCACAGCCCGUUAUGGCAUCAACCUGCAGAAAGACAACAGCGCCGCCAGUGACUCCCCCCUGCCGACUCUUCCUCCCGGGCUUAUUGCCUCGAAGGAGGUCCUUCAAAACCUGGGCCGUGUCAUCUCCGGCGUGGCCGGCCUCAUGGACGAUGCGUCGCCCGAUCUGAGCAAGCAAUAUCUCCAGCGCCUGGUCACCCCGGAGGACAUGGGCGAUCUCGAGGAGCACUGGUCGUCAUCGGCCGAUUCCAGCAUUGUCGAGGCCAUGGCCGCGCUUUGCCACUUGAUCGGGGACUUCUCCUCGGCAGUCACCUACUUCACUCGAGCGAUCGAGCUUUCUCCGACAAAGGUCCGUAAUCUCUGUCUGUCUGUCUGUCUGUCUCUCUUUCUCUCUUGCUCCUCUUCCUUCGCCAACACAUACUGA